Molecule: messenger RNA, 3651 nt
Organism: Rodentolepis nana
Lineage: Eukaryota; Metazoa; Platyhelminthes; Cestoda; Cyclophyllidea; Hymenolepididae
Source: the annotation of a GenBank genome assembly
AUGCUUGUAAAGAACCUAGAAGAAUAUUUUAUUGAGGAACUUCAGCACUUGGUGAUGAUUGCUCCUCCUGGUAUUUUUGAAAUAGUCUUUUCUCCGGCCUCACCCGCAACCAAAGUUGAGUUAGAACGGGUAACUUUGCUCCUUCUUCUGGCUGCAAUUAAAUGCAAAAGACGUGAACAGUAUAUUCGAGACAUUAUGGAUAAUCUUAGUACUGAAAUUCAGGAAGGCAUAAUGCAAUCUAUUACUAGUUUAACAGAGCUUCCGGAUACGACUGUGAGUUUAACCGGACCGUACGAACUAUCAUCAGAAUUGAGAUACAGUAUUCGAAAAGCUCUUUCGAGCAGAGUCGAAUUGUAUUUUUUGUUAGCUGAGGAGGUCCUACAUAAAAUUUGUGAUCGCCAUCCCGACUGGUCACCAAGCAAAUCACUUACAUCUGGUCAACAUGUGAAGAAAGUUGAAAAGGCCUACGGUGUCAAGAUAGCACGUAGUCGUUCCCUGGCAUCCUCAUUGGAUUUAAUUGGCGUGGCUUUUAAACGAGGUAGUGAAGAAAGGUGUGAUAUUUCAAAGAGUCCUCAAAGCAUUGAAACUGAUACAACUGCUACUUCCGAGACUGGAUAUGAGAGUCGACCACCUACUGAUAAGCCAACGAGAGAACGAUCAGAACCUGGUGAACACAGAGAUUUGGAUAAUGUUCUCGGUAUGAUGGAAAGCCAGAUCAUAAAUGAUGGGGAGGAGAAGAAGGAAAUUGUCGAGCAGAUCACUAAGGCGAAAGCCAAAUUGCGACAACAAUCAUUGAUAAUUUCCGAGCAAACAGAUCAACUGGAGGAGGUACAUUCACAACUCGCGGAAGUUCGAGCAGAAGCUGAUCGACUGAGAACGGAACGAGCCAGGCUAGCAGAUGCGGCAGCUUCCGCCAGACACUGGAGAGAUGAAGCUGACGCAGGCCAACAAGCCAUAAUUCAGCUCCGUGAAUCUGAACGUACUUGCGAAAAGCUUAAACAAAAUCUUGAGGCUGCACUGUAUUAUCGGAUCCGAUGCCAGGAACUGAACGAGGAAUUGGAAUCACUUAUCAAAGAGCGUGACGACCUUGAAAAUCGUCUUUCUGAACAACAGGAUGAUCAAUCAAAGAUUCAAUGCUUAGAUGAAAAGUUAAUCGAGAAGACUCAGCGUAUAUUGGAACUGGAAUCGCAACGAGAAAAAGAUCUUGAAGAAAUCUACCGACUCAAAAAUGAGGUAGCAGAGACUCGUAUCGACGCUAUGAAUGUAUCACGGAAAAGUCUCACCAGUCCACUUUUGUCUGAUGAAGAUGAAAAGGACAUACUUUGUCGACUCCCCAGUCUUCAGAGUGAAACCUCAUCCGAUCUCAUCCUUAUCCACCCGCCUAAAACGGCGUCCUGUCAAACUAAGGAAACCCACUACGAGAAUAUGACUAAGAUUCAGAAGAACGUAGACACUGGUUCAAACCUGAUAUGGCCCAAAGCUGAGAGGGAGAUUGACAUGAGGCUAAUGGGGUUGGCUUUAAUGGUGUCGAAUUUAGAAUCAGAAACGGUCGGUGAAAUGAUUAGUCAUCGUGCCCCAUUUGGUCUUGUGAUGGACAGGUUGACCGUUCAUGUGCUGUGGUGUCCGAUCGAACUGGAGCAGACAGUUGAAAAUUGCUCAUCCCAAUUGGAGCGAAUUCGAUCUAAACUUGACUCCAUCAGUGGGAUUGAGAAGACACAACCGUCACCUAUCCAGUCUAGUAAAGAUCAUGACAACAUCGGCUGUCGUGUUGAAUGUCUCAUGGUAGAUCUUGAACAGGCAAUUCUCGAUGUCAUCACUGCCAUCCGAGAAAACGACAAGAAAAUAGCCGAUUUGGAGGAAAAGACACAGAAGAAACGUAACACACGGCCAGUGCUUGUGCAAACGGAGAAUAUCCUACCGGGGAUAGACGAGAGAGCGUUUGAGCAAUCUUCGAAUGGAUUGAGAACGCGUAUGCAAUCAGCGCAGUCGACCUUUCAGGACAGUGCCGAGUCAUUGCGUGAUAUUCUCACCGACGCAAUGUAUCAAGAGCUAAAGACGAAUAUUGGCCGUGACAUGGAUCAACCUGAACGCAAACCAGAUCAAGCCGCUAAGUACACUCAGACCUCUGGUCUCUAUUCCUAUAAGGAAACCGAGUGCCAGACAUCGAGCGAAUGUCAACCAGAACCGAUUUUAAAUGGAGGUUCUCGUCUCUACAGAGUAUACAAUCAGUUUGGAACACCUCUCCAAUUAAGUGUCGUACAACCAAGCAGAAUUCAGCCAUCAGGUGUUGAGAACGGAGUCGGUCCUAAGAUGACUCGUGUCACUCACCAAGGUGUAAAUACCCCACCAAUGGUAGGUCAAAUGCAGACUGCUACUAACGAAGCUGUCAGAGCGGCCCUUCUUCAAGUUUCGGAGGCGAAAUCACGCAUAGCUUCGCUCACGAGGGAGAACGAUGAGGUGAAUGAACUGCUGAAAUCAACCCAACAUGACCUAGAGCAUUGCAGAGACUUUCUCAAGGAAUAUGAGAAACGGAAUGCCUACUUGGAAAAAGAGAACCGCACACUUUUGUUGCAGCUAAGGUCACUACUAUCUCAAAAUCAAGGUGUUGUUACGGAGGCUCUUGAGAAUAAUGAAUGCCAUUAUCGGGAAAAACUAGCUCUUCGUGAUGAAUUGGAAACCAUUAAUCGCUACAAGGAUCGCUUAGAGCAGAGGCUACUUGAACACUACAAGAAUUCCUCCUCUCCUAAAAAAGUCAAGCCUUCAAUCAGCUUCCUCCAGAAGGCUCGUGAUGCACUUAUAAAGGAUAAAGAAGUUUACAAGCUUGAUAAUAGUCGCUUAGCGGCCGAAAACACUAUUGAACCAGAAAUCAAGAGAGUGGACCUUCUUUCUGCACCGAAAAGUAAAGCUGAAGACGAUGGGGACUUUGACGAUGGAUACCUCAAAGACUUCCAGAAUUUUAUAAACAACUUGGAAAAGCGGCAGAUGAGCCUCAGUCCAACGUGUAUCGAAACCCAAAUAUGUGACUCGAAGUCCUCAUCAAGACCACCAUCAAUUAAUUCUGCGCCUUUACCCAGAAGAUGCUUUUCAGAGCAGCAAGGAAGAAGUAUGCGGAAUGGGUCUAGCACUGAUUCUGAAUAUACAGACAAAUCAAGCCUCUCAUUGCGUCUGCAACUAUCUCCACAUUUUCCAGUCACGGACAGGUCGGAAGAAGAUCGGGUCGAGGCUUAUACACCAAAUUCAAUUGUGCCCUCUCAUAGGAAAAGCAUCUUGGGAAAGACCAGCUCUCUUACUAACUUCCCAACUCAAGAUAGAAAUUCAUUCAUGGAAUCUCGAACUAAUGGUGGUGUGAACCUUCAAAAAACUCAGUCACUAUCGGCACAUCGACGUAGAGUACCAUCUGCCAAUGAAAAACCUGCUGCGUCUACUCUUGGUGGCCUGAUUGGUCGACGGAAGGUCACAUCAUCGGAUUCCACCUAUUUGAGCCCAGUGACUUCGUUUUCUCAGCCCCGGACUGGCACAUUGACACGAAGGCAGCAACACCAGCAGGAAUCCCCAAUUGAUCGAAAAUCCCAAAUGGAUUUGGCUAAAUCCAUUGAGAACCCAGAAUGCCUGGCUAAACCGGUCGUGUUUCUAGAAUAUGGCGAUUUAUGA